Messenger RNA from Pantherophis guttatus, 2680 nucleotides. RefSeq names its product ciliary microtubule inner protein 1 (gene CIMIP1). The record is from RefSeq and is a predicted model, not a curated record. NCBI's taxonomy places the organism in Eukaryota, Metazoa, Chordata, Lepidosauria, Squamata, Colubridae.
CCUUUCUCUCUUUCAUUUUUUCUCUUUCUCUCAUUCUCUCUCUCUCCCUCCCUCCCUCUCUCCCUCUGUCCCCCCUCUCUCCCUCUUUCAUUCUUUCUUUCCCUCAUUCUCUCUCUCCCUCCCUCUCUCUCUCUCUCCCCCUCAUUCUCCCUCUCUUUCAUUCUUUCUCUCAUUCUCUCUCUCCCUUCCUCCCUCUCUCCCCCUCUUUCAUUCUUUCUUUCCCUCAUUCUCUCUCUCCCUCCCACUCUCUCUCCCUCUCUCUCAUUCUCCCUCUCUUUCAUUCUUUCUCUCUCUCCCUUCCUCCCUCUCUCUCCCUCACACUCCUUCCCUCCCCCUCUCUCUCUCUUUCAUUUUUUCUCUCAUUCUCUCUCCCUCCCUCCUUCCCUCUCUCUCUCUCUCUCUCUCUCUCUCUCACACACACACACACACACAGACCACUGUUCGUUCUCCCUCUUAUCUCAAGCGUGAAGCCAGGACCCUGCCCUCCUCUGGAGCAACUUCAUCCAUCCAGCCAUCCUUGGCAGAAGCGCCCGGCCUCCACCUUCCGUCCCUCCGCGUUGCCCAGCCGUCGCCUGGCAACGGAAGCCGCCGCAGCAAGCCCGCCAGCGCGUCUCGUCUCUGCCUUGUGCCUCGCCGGCUUGUGCCUGGACCCGACCCCAACUGAGUGGGACGUUUGUCUUCCUCCUGGCCGGAGACAGACGUUGGCUAGUUCGAGAAAGCCUCGGCCAUGUCCCAGAAAAACAAGCUCAACUUCGUGGCUGAAGCUCAGAUCUGGAAGAAUCACAUUGAAACAGAGCGGGAAGCUGCCCGAAAAUGGCCCAAGCGCUGGGGAUUUCUGUUGACCCCACUUGAAGAGUUGGUAAAAGAUGAAAAGAAACAACUUGCUAAGCCGAAGAUCCCGCUUCCACAACACUUACAGAUCCGACCUGUGACACCAGUGGAAAACUAUAUUAAGAUUGUUCCAUCCCCGCCGGUUCCACAAACAACCCAAGGUUUUAUCGGCUGGAGGUCUUCCGUUCCAGGCUUAGAACUUGAGCGUUAUUAUCAGAUCAGAAGCUGCAAAGGUGCCUUUUACAAGGACUUGAAAUGGCCAAAUGAACCAACCGACUGACUUCAACCCAUGUUGUGUACUUUACUGCAGUGAUGAUGGCACCCUUCAAAAUCCACAUUUGAAAAUAACUUCGUUGGACCUAGCAGCAGUCAGAAAGCAGCAGCAGCAGGCACUCUUGAGUUCUUCAGAGGAUGAGAAAAAACCCAGCAAAGAAAAAGUGUCUGAUUUUCAAGGAACCGGUUUUGACUUAAAGAUGUCUUCAUGAAACAAAGCAGGAGUACGUUACAGCCAUUCAACCAUAGCAUCUAAGAUGCUGAGAUAUCAGCCACCCGCAAGGCAUUGUCCAAAGUAUGCACAAAGGAGGCUUCCCACUUUUCGGAAAGAUAAAAUUCAGGGCUUCUGCUCAUUCCUAGAUAAAACUGUUUUCCUUAGUAAAUGAAAAAAACCUCCAUAGAUAAGAAACUAAACUCUUCUACGGAGCCAAACUGACAAUUGUAGAGCUGUAUUUCUCAACCUUGGCAACUUUUAAGAUGCGUGGACUUCAAUUCCCAGAAUUCUCCCACUGGGGAAUUCUGGGAGUUGAAGUCCAAGCAUCUUAAAGUUGUCAGGAAUGAGGAAAAACUGUUGUUAGAGUCUUUGAGACAAACUUCUCUUCUCCUUCUCAAUGGGCUACUUUGUUCUCCUCAAACGGGACAAGUGAACGUUCCCCUGUCUGAAAGGAGACCCAAAUUCUUCACCUUGUUUUAGUUUCACCCCUCCCCAACACCAACAGUCUAGACAAUUUUUUUUUAAAAAAAAAGUGACUUCCUUUUCCUCAAUCUGCAAAAUAUUCAAUAAGCAAUAAAUGUUUCGAUAAUAACUCCGACAUCUGUCAGGAACAUGUUGCAAACUACCACAAUUAGAAAGCAGUAUUUUUGGGUGGGUGGAUGUGUGGUUUCUUUUUUGUUUUUUUUGUUUUUUUAAAGGAAGAAAACAGGCUGUACAAAUCACAGAAGGCAUAUGGACGUUUUUGCAGUUGGGGCUUACAAAAUAGUACAUAUGAAUGUAGAGAUAUACCUGAGCAUUUUACAAAGCAGGAGACAAGAUCGUGGUAGCCGAAGAGCUCUUCCUUAUUUCCUGCCUUGCCCCGUAAUUACAACCAUCCAGUGGUAGCUAAAACCCAGAACACAACCGGGAUUCAUUUGUUUCGGUGCCAUUGUCAUUUCUUCAGCCAAACCUGCUUCUGUCCAAUUUUGAAGGUUUUCCUGCUCUCUCAAAAGCCCAUGUUUAUGGAUUGAUGUCCAGUCUUUGCGCGCCCUCUGGUGGACACUGAUAGAAUGACAGUCUGAUUGCUCAAGCAGGAAGAGAUACUCAAAAAAAAGGAGAUUUGUCUUCGGUAGUGAUAUAGUUUAAAAUUAGGGGUGGAAGGACCUCUGAUUUAGUGGUUAGCUGAGGCCAUAAAGAACCAGGGUGAACAAUUCAGUAAUAAUUCAAGACACAAUAUGGAUGGUUUGGAAUGUAAUAACUUUGUUGAAACAUAGCUGGCCUAGCAGAGCUGGGGGGGAAAUAUUUAAAGAUCCUUUAUCUGCCUUUUGCUCCAUAGAAGAAUGGAGAUAUAGUUAAUAAUAAAUACACCUGCUUAUUCAGUUA